Molecule: messenger RNA, 1171 nt
Organism: Lotus japonicus
Lineage: Eukaryota; Viridiplantae; Streptophyta; Magnoliopsida; Fabales; Fabaceae
Exons: 1
Coding region: 179-766 (195 amino acids)
Molecular function (GO): enzyme inhibitor activity
Source: RefSeq, a predicted model, not a curated record
GAUACUUAAGCAACAAAUACGAAGCUAAUAAGGAAACUUCCUUCACAAUAGUACUUCAAAGUACUCCUUGAAAUCCUUUAACUCUUCAAGUAUAUGAACCCCACUUACUUUCUAAUUUCUAUACCUCUGCCCUAACAUUAAUUUACACACACAACUUUCAGUUCAUACAAAAUAAACAAUGUUGGAAUCUUCUUUCUUGUGCCUUUUUUUCUUGUUUCUCAUCACAAUCCCCCUUGGAACAAGUUGUUCUACCCUGAGAACAACGACAACAACACCCCAUGACAUAAUUGACCAAACCUGCGAAAAAUGCGCGAACCAAUCCACUAUCUUGAGCUACACCUUGUGCUCAACAUCUCUUCCAGCAAUUCCAGUAAGCCACUCGACAAAUCUUCAAGGGUUGGGGCUAAUUGCAAUGGAGCUAGCUCUGGAGAAUGUGACUAACACUUUAGCAACCAUAGAGAAGCUAUUAUUGGAUACCACUAGCUUUGAUGAUAACUUUGCCUUGGGGUGCUUAACAGAUUGCUUGGAACUAUACUCUGAUGCAGCAUGGACAAUAGUGGAAUCCAUAGAGGUUUUCUUGUCUGGGAAAUAUGAAGUUAGUAGGACAUGGAUGAGUGAAGUAAUGGAAGCAGCAUCUACAUGCCAGGGAGGUUUUGUGGAGAAGGGUGAGGUUUCUCCUUUGACAGAGGAGAAUUACAAUCUCUUCCAGUUAUGUGGGAUUGCACUUUGCAUCAUUCACUUGUCUAACCCUGAAGUUCCCUCUUAGUUAUAAUUCACCAAUUUGGUUAUGCUGGCCUCCUCAUUAACUGGCAAUAAAAUGAGAAACAUUAGUAUCUCAAGAAUAGACAAUAAAAGUGAGUGGCAUUGAUGUAAGAAAUCGGAGAGGGGGGCAUAACAGAAUUAGAUAAUAGACAUUAGACUUAGAGUAAUCUAUGUUGUUUUCUUUAUUACUUUCAUUUUCACAAGUAUAAAAUCUUGUUUUAGAAGUGAAAUGAACUCAGGAUUUUAAAGUUUAGUAAUGAUUGUUUUAUGCAAAAUAGUGAAUCGGGUUUAUGUGUAAAAUAGUUUUACACUAUUAGUGUAAAGUUACUAAACUCUUACACUAAGUUUGGUUGAAGUAGAAUGAAGGGGAGUGAUUUUUUUUUUUUUAACUUAUCAUAUUUGAUCCAAA